AUGUCUACCGAUACUUUUCACGGAUGGGCAUGCCCCAACAAAGAUAAACCUCUUGAAUGGACUGAAAUGCCAUUGAAAGCAUUCGACGAUUAUGCUGUUGAAAUGGAUAUUACCCACUGUGGUAUUUGUGGAUCUGACAUCCACACCAUUGACUCCGGAUGGGGACCAACUGACUAUCCUUGUGUUGUUGGUCACGAAAUUACCGGCGUGUGUACACGCGUUGGUAAAAAAGUAAAGAAAGUCAAGGUUGGUGACCGUAUUGGUGUUGGGGCUCAGAGUGGUUCUUGUCUCGAAUGCGAAAACUGCAAAAACGGUGACGAAAAUCUCUGCUCGAAAGGCAUGAUCCCUACUUACAACGGUCGUUGGCCAAAUGGUGACAAGUCAUUCGGUGGCUAUGCCGACAAGUGGAGAGGUCACGAACAUUUUGUAUUUAAGGUCCCUGAAAACAUGUCCAACGAGAUUGCCGCUACUUUCUUCUGUGCUGGUGUGACAACAUAUUCUCCUCUCAAGCGUUUUGGCGUCAAGCCUGGGGACAAGGUCGGCGUAAUUGGUAUUGGUGGCCUGGGUCAUUACGGUCUUCAAUGGGCCAAGGCCAUGGGAGCCUCUGUAGUUGCCCUUUCACACUCUGAACGCAAACGUGCUGAUGCAAAGGAGCUUGGUUGUGAUGAUUACAUUUUAACUACCGACAAAAAAAGCAUGAAUGAACACAGCGGAACCUUUACCCAUAUUCUGUCCACUAGCUUUGGCAGUAACUUUGAUUGGGAAAGUUACCUUGGACUCCUCAAGACCAAUGGGAAUUUUAUUAUUGUUGGAAUUCCUGAGACACCUUUGACUGGAAUCCCAGCCAUGAUGUUGGCAAUGCAUCAGAUCUCCAUAGUUGGAUCAGUUAUUGGUUCACCUGCCGUAAUUGAGGACAUGUUGAAUUUCGCUGCCGCUCACAAUGUAAAGCCUUGGAUAAGUAAGUAUCCAAUGAAGGAGGCAAAUGAGGCUGUCAAGGCAAUGAGAGAAGGAAAGGCUAGAUAUAGAUUUGUAUUGGAAAACUAA
Phycomyces blakesleeanus NRRL 1555(-) is the source of this 1044-nucleotide messenger RNA. RefSeq lists its product as hypothetical. Gene Ontology annotation, biological process: alcohol metabolic process. The transcript is spliced from 2 exons. Gene Ontology annotation, molecular function: alcohol dehydrogenase (NADP+) activity; zinc ion binding. The record is from RefSeq and is a predicted model, not a curated record. The coding region runs from base 1 to 1044 and encodes 347 amino acids. Lineage: Eukaryota; Fungi; Mucoromycota; Mucoromycetes; Mucorales; Phycomycetaceae.